Molecule: messenger RNA, 300 nt
Organism: Suillus subaureus
Lineage: Eukaryota; Fungi; Basidiomycota; Agaricomycetes; Boletales; Suillaceae
Product: Epl1 protein
Exons: 2
Coding region: 1-300 (99 amino acids)
Source: RefSeq, a predicted model, not a curated record
AUGUACACCAACCCCAAUUCGUCCCUCGCUGCUGUCUCGUGUUCUGGCGGCUCGAACGGUCUUUUGACCAAGGGGUAUACCACCUUCGGCUCCAUUCCUUCAUUCCCCAACAUCGGAGCCUCCAAUACACCUGCGUCCUACGGCGUCCAAACUACCAUCUUCAUCACUGCCGUCGAUGCUGCUUACACAUUCAACGUCUCCCCGCAGGCAUUCAAUGAGUUGAAUAAUGGCACCGGCUUUGAGUCUGGCAAAAUUGCUGCCGAAGCCAUUCAGGUCGCUGCGAGCAACUGUGGCAUGUAG